AUGGCUCAAAAUUAUCAACAAGUACAACAAAUAACAGAUCGACGACAAUCAACAGCAUUGCCUAUUUUCUUCCGAGAAGAACAUGAUCGUCGUGUAAGUCUGUGUAUUAAUGCUCAACAUCGAUUAUCGACUGUAUCACAAAUAUAUUUGCCAAACGGCACUGAAUAUCAUCCGCAAUUACUACUUCCACCCAAUGGUCUUGAUGCACCUCAACAACUUUUUUUGACGGAAACAACUGAACAAGAUAAUGAAACUAUGCAAAGACGUCGAAUAUCAAUAAUACCUCAAAAAUAUCCACCACUACAGGAAACUAUUAACGAAGAGGAUGUGCCCGAAUUCAAUCAAGAACCAAACAGUCAACGCCGACGUAUAUUUUUAUUCUUCGCCCAGCCAAUUGUCAGUGGUUUACUUGUACUUCCAAUUCUUGUUCUUUUCUGGCAAUGUGGUUGGAAUUUAACGUUGAUUGUUUUGAAUCGUUUAAAUAGUUUUGCGUCGGCAUUACAUUUGAAAAAAAUUGAUUUAGAAGAAUAUGCUGAUUAUUCACGACGGUCUUUAUUAAUUGUAUAUACGAUUGCACAGAUUUGUCUACUCAUGUUUUAUCUUGCUCAAGAUUUUCUCUUUAACUUUCUAAAUGGACGACAUUGGUUUCUACGAAAUAUUCUAUUGAAACUGCAUAUUCUUGGAUUAGCAUCAAUUUAUAUCAUUCAAUGGGUAAUUCUAUGGACUUUUUGGGAUCAGUAUACACCCCAUGAAUGUUAUUUUGAAUUGACACUUUCAUUUUCAUCAAUCUUUGCAUUGAUUGUAUUUACUGGACAUUUAUCUGAUUUAAUCUGUGCACCGUUUCUAAUGAGUUAUGAUUCAAUUGAAUAUUGUUUACAAUUUGGUUGUCCACUUCUAACAAGACAGCUUUUCUACAGACAUCAUCAUCAACAAAUGGACCAUUAA
This is a messenger RNA of Rotaria sp. Silwood1, 945 nucleotides long. The record is from the annotation of a GenBank genome assembly. Lineage: Eukaryota; Metazoa; Rotifera; Eurotatoria; Philodinida; Philodinidae.